AUGCAUAUCCAGUCGAUUCCCAUGUGGGUGGGCAGUAGUAACAACUACGCCUACUUGGUCAAGGACGACAAGACCAACGACGCCGUCAUCAUCGACCCGGCCAACCCGUCCGAGGUGACGCCCGUGUUGCAAAAGGCUAUCAAGAGCGGCGGGAUUAACCUGACGGCCAUCGUCAACACGCACCACCACUGGGACCACGCCGGCGGAAACAAGAAGCUCCAAGACGAGCUGGGGCUGGAUGCGCUGGCCGUCAUCGGCGGCAAGGACUGCGAGGGCGUGACGCGAACGCCGGGCCACGGCGAGUCGUUCACCAUUGGCGACGGCAUCUCCGUCAAGGCGCUGCACACGCCGUGCCACACGCAGGACAGCAUCUGCUGGUUCAUGCAGGACGGUGACCAAAAGGUUGUCUUUACGGGCGACACGCUCUUCAUCAGCGGCUGCGGCAAAUUCUUUGAGGGCAACGCAGAGGAGAUGCACAGCGCGCUGAACAAGACGCUGGCUUCGCUGCCCGACGACACGCUCGUGUUUCCCGGCCACGAGUAUACCAAAUCCAACGUCAAAUUCGCCGCGUCGGUGCUGCAGAACGAGGCGAUCCAGAAGCUGCAGGCCUUUGCGGAGAAUAACAAGGAGACGCAGGGCAAGUUUACGAUUGGAGAUGAAAAGGUCAGCCCUGUUGUUCCCUUGCCCGUCCCGAGAGGUUGUUUUUAUGCGCGGUUGUCACUCGACGAAAGGGAAAGGAGGGAGGAGAAUGCGCUAACGACGGGCUUCCCACAGAAACACAACGUCUUUAUGCGCGUCGAGGAUCCCGAGAUUCAAAGGGUGACGGGGGAGAGCGAGCCCGUUUCUGUCAUGGCGAAGCUGCGUGAGAUGAAGAACAACUUCAAGUGA
Messenger RNA from Colletotrichum orchidophilum, 888 nucleotides. RefSeq names its product hydroxyacylglutathione hydrolase. Gene Ontology annotation, molecular function: hydroxyacylglutathione hydrolase activity. The coding region runs from base 1 to 888 and encodes 295 amino acids. The transcript is spliced from 8 exons. The record is from RefSeq and is a predicted model, not a curated record. NCBI's taxonomy places the organism in Eukaryota, Fungi, Ascomycota, Sordariomycetes, Glomerellales, Glomerellaceae.